AGUUGUGCUUUUAGCGUGCUUCCAGACACACGCUGACGAUUUCCUUGGCUUUUCCGCUCUGUCUAAUAUUCUUUUUUCUUUGUGCACCUUUUCCAAAAGUAUCCUCCACUAUAUUCCGAUUUUUCAAGAUUCUAAAAGUGAAACCACGAAACAUCUAACCGCAAAUUAAACUUUGCUUGAUUAGUUCCUCGAAGCAAAAAUGAUUUAAAUCGCUUGCAGAAAAUUAGAGACAAGUUUGUAACUACAUACCAAUGAGAGAGAGAGACUGAAUGAAUAAUAACGUUACAACAAUGUCAGAUUACGAAAGGAUGCGUCUAGUAAUUUUGGGAGGACCAGGAGUAGGUAAAAGUUCGAUAAUAAAGAGAUUUUUAACGAAUACUUAUACGAGUAAAUACAGAAGUACAAUUGAAGAUUUAUAUAACAGGGAAUACGAUUUAGGUCAUAUGACUCUCAAGGUAGACAUAUUGGAUACGGCCGGUGACAUGCAAUUUCCCGCUAUGCGUCGUUUAUGUAUAGCCACAGCACACGCUUUUCUUUUAGUUUACGCCGUCACUUCGAGUCCGUCCUUGGACUGUAUCAAACAAUGUUUCGAGGAAAUUAGAGAACAACGAGGGGAUUUUCAAGAAAUACCGAUAGUCAUAGCGGGUAAUAAAUUGGAUUUGACAUCGACUCACCGAGAAAUUCCCAUCGAGGACGUAUCCGAAUGGGUUUAUUGCGAACUACCGAAAUUAAGAGUUAAGGUUCUAGAAUGUUCCGCAAAAGAUGAUAUAAACAUCAAAGAGAUUUUCCGUACAUUUUUGACUCUCUCUCGUAUAUUACCCCGCGAAACCGACGAACAAGGAGGGCUGAAAAGACGUUCCAGUGCUUACGUCAACAAAGGCGGUAGAAGAAACGCCAGUCCGGCUCUGGAUAAAGAAAAACCAGGACCGUCUGAUAACAAAGACACGUUGCCGAAACCUCGAUCAAGAUCUUUGAUAAGAAGAGCUUCCAGAAAAACAAAACAACAAUUAAGGGACGCUCAAAGCGGUGCAGAAGAAUGUAACGUGUCCUAAAUAUAUAAUUAUUUAUAUUGUAAUUAAAUUUUAUAUGUGAAAUUAUGUUUUUAUUUUGUAUUAGGAAAUUUUCGGGGUUUUUUUUGUUAUUGAUUUGUCUAGUCAAAUAUUGUCUACCCCCCGUAUACAAUGCGACACAUAACGACUCAAUUCCCCGUAUAAACUUUCCGUGUCUAUCACGGCCAUCUUGUUAUAAUUUACAUCCGACUUAACAGUACUUGAAAAUAUUUUAACCUAACGUUGAUGCAUCUAUUUUCAAUUUCCAUAUUAAUUUUCUCCAUGGAUACGUCAACAUGACAAGGGCUCACCGUUUUUAAUGAAUAUUUAUAAUAUUAUAAUUAUAAAUGUUCAACGGACGUUGUCACUUUUACAUUUAUCCAAUUAUCUAACUCUGCUUGGCUAGUACAAUGUUGUCAGUUGUAGCACAAUAAAAGUAACUAAUUAUUAAUAUAUUGUUAAAAUUGUAAUACCUUUGAAUUUUUUAAAAAGUAGUUACUAAUAGUAAAAAAUCAUGUGCAUGAAUUGUUUAUGUACAAAAAAAAACAAGUUGGACCAAAAUACAAAGUUUCAAAUUAUUUAUUUCAAUAAUGAACACGUCCAAUGUUAUAUGUAUACAAAAUAUAUCAACGUAUAUUAUAGUAAAUGAUAAAACAUUAUCCAUAUAUAUAUUGUUUUCUAUUAUUUUUUUAAAUUUAUAAUUAAUAAAUAUUUUUAUUCAGAUUUAGGGGUAAAAAACUGUAUACAGCAACACCGCAUUUUCUACUCAAGACUAUAAACACCCAAGUUGUUGUUCCAUGUAGCACCAACAGCGCCUCUAGUGAACAUUUUUCGAAAUACUAACUAUUUAAGUGUAUUGAAAUUAUGUUUUCUAGUUCAAAGAUGGCGCUCUUUAAAGACGUGAAGGUUUUGCUGUUUUUGUUAAUUGAUAAUAUAGUGGUUUAGAAUAAUGUUGAUUAGAAAAUAUCUGCUCAACUACUCUAUGUAUGUUUUUCAUGUCUAGUUAUACUUAUAGAAAUUUGUUGUACAAGUUUUUGUUUGUUUUGAGAAAAGUUUAGUGUCGUAAUAUCAUCGUCGAGCAUACUUAAAAGCGUGCUUCAUCUAUACAUGACAAUUUAAGUUUGAAUUGAUGAUUUCAUACACUAACAGGGAUUUUCAAUAUAAGAUAAUUACAUACGAGGUAGCCCAGAACAAAGCAAACUAAUUUAUAAUAUUAAAUAUAAUAAUUAAGUACUGCACUUUUUAAUAUAAACUGAACAAUAGAGAAAAAGUGGGAAAUUAUUUUAUUUUUUGAAAUAUCUAUCGAAUAGUUGAUAGUUAAUCUAAUAUUAUCACCUAGCUCAUUCCAUGUGAAUACAGGGUAUUUUAAUUAGUUAUAGAGAUAUCUAAAUGGGAAAAUAUAUUUUUUAAUCAAUUAUUAUCAAAAACAUUUUUACAGAUAACGUUUACUAACAAUAAAAAAAAAUUUUCUUCGUCGAAAAUAAAGUACAUCGCCUUAAGACGCCACUGUAUCAAAAUCAAAACAAUACAACUUAACCUAGUAGGUGAAAGUACUUACUGAUGAACACAAUCAAAUUGGAUUAAAACGUUUAACUUUUCACAUACUGCACAUUAGUAUUUUUCGAAAAAAAAUAGUAUUUAAUAAGCGAAUAUAUAUAAAGAAACGACAUAGAAACAUAAAAUAAUUAUUUUAUAUCAAUAUCGCCAUUAACACGACGCUCAAUUCUAUUUUACUAAAGUAGAUACUGUGAAACUUUGUAAAAGAAUAUUGUAACGUUGCCGGAUUUAUCGAUAUUCUUACAAUAUAUUACUGUUAGAAUAAUAUUGAUUUUUUUAAAUAUUUUGAUUUACAUUCUGGUGAAUUUUGAGGAGAAAUUUGGUUGAAAAAUGUUUUUUUAUUUGUAGAAUAUAAAACUAUCGUUAUAGGGUAUAUCAAAUAUACAAUUUUUAGAACUGAAAUUUUACGAACCCAUAAAACCGGCAAACACGUAAAAAUCCAAAUUAAAUUAUAAUUUUUGCUUUCAUUUGUAUCAUAAAAAUUCAUUGUCUAAACUUUUCUCAAUUACGUAUAUUUCAAUGGGUAAAAAUAAUCGCCAUUUUAUAAUGUUGUGAUAUAUACCAAUUUUUUUUUCGGAAAAAUUUGAUCUAUAAACAUAAAAUUUUGUAAUGUAACUUUUUAUACUUUUUUCAAAUUGAAUAAACAUAAAAAGACGCUUUUUAAUGAGUGAUAAACAAAUAUUUAUAUCGUUUAUAAGUUAAUUCAUAUUCUAUGGAUAUUGUUGUAAAUUUGUAAAAAUUUAAAUAUUAUAAAAAUGUCAAAUUGCUGUGAGACUUAUUAAAAUUUAAACCAAAAA
Molecule: messenger RNA, 3403 nt
Organism: Diorhabda sublineata
Lineage: Eukaryota; Metazoa; Arthropoda; Insecta; Coleoptera; Chrysomelidae
Product: GTP-binding protein Di-Ras2
Exons: 4
Coding region: 270-1052 (260 amino acids)
Molecular function (GO): GTP binding; GTPase activity
Source: RefSeq, a predicted model, not a curated record